Messenger RNA from Ipomoea nil (Japanese morning glory), 1361 nucleotides. Its product is annotated as 60S acidic ribosomal protein P0-like. The record is from RefSeq and is a predicted model, not a curated record. Gene Ontology annotation, biological process: cytoplasmic translation; ribosome biogenesis; ribosomal large subunit assembly. NCBI's taxonomy places the organism in Eukaryota, Viridiplantae, Streptophyta, Magnoliopsida, Solanales, Convolvulaceae. Bases 236 to 1201 code for a protein of 321 amino acids. The transcript is spliced from 4 exons. Gene Ontology annotation, molecular function: structural constituent of ribosome; large ribosomal subunit rRNA binding. Gene Ontology annotation, cellular component: cytosolic large ribosomal subunit.
CAAGCCCUAAAACCUACUUCAUUUUCUACAGUGCACAGUUUCAUCUCAGUCUAGGGCAUUUUUGCUUCUCCUUUUCCCCUUUAAUCUUAAUCUAUAGGUUAAAGUGACGGCGCCGCCGCUGUCCGCCUUGACGGAGCUUCUAAAGCCACUGUCUUGGCCCUAAAUUUUGCCCCAAUUUCUUAACUUUUUUCCUGUAAAGUCGUAGUUGAAGAGUUAACCUACCUUAGAUCCUUCAAUGGCGGUGAAACAAACCAAGGCUGAGAAGAAGAUUGCGUACGACCAGAAGCUCUGCCAGCUUCUGGACGAGUACACGCAAAUCUUGAUUGCGGUGGCCGACAAUGUAGGAAGCAAUCAGCUUCAGAACAUCAGAAAAGGGUUGAGGGGUGACUCGGUUGUGUUGAUGGGUAAAAACACUAUGAUUAAGAGAAGCAUUCGUGUUCAUGCUGAGAAUUCUGGGAACACUGCCAUUCUCAAUAUCAUCCCUCUCUUGGUGGGCAAUGUUGGAUUGAUAUUCACCAAGGGUGAUUUGAAGGAAGUUAGUGAAGAGGUUGCAAAAUACAAGGUUGGGGCCCCUGCUCGUGUUGGUCUUAUAGCUCCAAUUGAUGUUGUUGUCCCACCUGGAAACACGGGUCUCGACCCAUCUCAGACCUCUUUCUUCCAGGUGCUCAACAUUCCUACAAAGAUUAACAAGGGAACUGUUGAGAUCAUAACCCCGGUUGAGCUUAUCAAGAAGGGGGAUAAGGUGGGUUCUAGUGAAGCUGCUCUCCUAGCAAAGCUGGGCAUUAGGCCGUUUUCCUAUGGUCUUGUGGUCCUAUCGGUUUACGAUAAUGGAACCGUCUUCAGUCCCGAGGUUCUUGAUCUGACCGAAGAUGACCUUAUUGGGAAGUUUGCCAUGGGUGUAUCCAUGGUUACUUCACUGUCGCUUGCUAUAUCAUACCCCACUCUUGCAGCCGCCCCACAUAUGCUCAUAAACGGCUACAAGAAUGCCCUGGCUAUUGCUGUUGAAACCGAGUAUUCGUUUCCGCUGGCUGAUAAAGUGAAAGAGUAUCUCGAGGACCCGAGCAAGUUUGCCGUUGCAGCAGUUCCAGCUGCUGUUGCUGCUGAAGGUGGAAGCGCUGCUCCUGCUGCUGCUGUAGAGGAGAAAAAAGAGGAGCCGGCAGAAGAGUCCGACGACGACUUGGGCUUCAGCUUGUUUGAUUGAUUCCUAUGAUGUUGGCUAUGUUGCUUUCAUGGUUUUUGAAUGUUUUCUAUGUUGAUGUUUUACCAAAGACAGCCAUUGUUUACUCCUUUGACCCGAGUUUUUGAAAUUUUAUGUUCUCAUACUCCAAACUUCAAUUAUAGAGUGAUUUUUCUUGUGUCAA